This is a messenger RNA of Hermetia illucens (black soldier fly), 4365 nucleotides long. It is a transcript of the gene put, whose product is annotated as activin receptor type-2A. Gene Ontology annotation, cellular component: activin receptor complex; plasma membrane. The record is from RefSeq and is a predicted model, not a curated record. Gene Ontology annotation, molecular function: ATP binding; activin receptor activity; activin binding. The transcript is spliced from 9 exons. The coding region runs from base 859 to 2406 and encodes 515 amino acids. Gene Ontology annotation, biological process: protein phosphorylation; activin receptor signaling pathway; cellular response to growth factor stimulus. NCBI's taxonomy places the organism in Eukaryota, Metazoa, Arthropoda, Insecta, Diptera, Stratiomyidae.
CUGUCAAGUCUAGAGAGAGUCCAAGUGUCAAAUUUUACUAGUUCGUCGUUCGGUGGCUUGCGUUACUUUCCAAGAAAUCUUUGCAAUUUUCCCAAAAGUUCCGCAUCCAAUUCAACCGAAAUUGGCCGAUAAACGUUUGUUAGGUUGUCGCGAUAGCGCGGAGGUGCCCAUAAUCCAUACGCGAGCGGCGAUUUCCCUGAAAAUUGCAUCUUUUGGGAAGUGCGUUUGUGAAUGAAUGCGACGGUAAUGACGGCGGCAGUGGCGGCGACUAUGGCGACGGCGGCUUCGCUCAAUUUAGUCCGUUGUUUGUGAAAGAUAUGUCGCGGUAUUGCAGCGACAGCGUAGUAAAAUCCGAGAAAAGUUCAUUCAUCGCUUUUUGCGCUAGUUCGUUGUUUGUAAAUAAAUAGUGAGUGCAGACGUGCGGCAGCAAUUGCAACCGCGAGUGCAUACGGUCAGCGUGCGAUCGGGACGGUGCGGGCUCCUUUGAUUGCUGGUUUCGGUGCAGUGUUUGGUGGCCAGAAAGCGGGAGUGCAACAGUCCAGGAGCCGUUCGGGCGCUGUGGACUUGGAGCAAUCCACCGGCCAGGCUAGCGUCAGCGAGCUUGCUAGCUUCCACCGUCCGAAUACCGUUUUCGGGCUCUCCGCGUGUUCUGUUUUUCUUUCGCGUUCUUCAUUGUUUGGUUUACGGUCUGCACUCGCCUUCCUGACGUCUUUGGUAUUUAUAUAUCAGCGGAUUCCCGUCUUGGAAUCUCACGUCGCGUCUAGGGCGGAAUCGGUGCGGGGCGCGGGCUCGGCGUCAAGCCAGCCGCCCAGAUUUGUUGCUCGGUGCGAUCGGCUAAUCCCCAAAAACAGCCCCAACAUGGGAUCGCUUCGGUCGCGAGUGUUUUUGAUUUAUGUUGUUGCGCCCGCGACGGUGCUGCUGAUGUUGCUUGGAUCGAGCAGCGGUGCAGUGGUGAAGACGCAACCGGUGGAGUGCGAGUCGUACAGCCUGCAGAAGUGCAAGACGGAGGGACAGUGCAAUGUCACCAUGGUGAAAUGUGAAAGUGAUUCGGACAAGCCGAGCAAUUGCUUUGUGCUGUGGUCAAAUUCAACAGGGAGUACGGUAAUCGAGAUGAAAGGAUGCUUUUCAAACAAUGUUGCAUGCGAUCAGAAUGAAUGCAUCGACCAUUCAGUGGAGCAGCGGAAUAAUUUGAAUUUUUGUUGCUGUAAGGGAUUCCAAUGCAAUUCACAACACAAGUGGAUACCGACGACCACGGUGCCUACCGAGAUUGAGGUGCCACAAAAGAACACACUGGACAGUGCGGCUAUAAUCGGCAUUGUUCUAGCAAUUGGAAUUGUUAUUUUAUUAAUAGUAAUUGGCGCUGUCUACAUACUGAAGCAAAGGAAGCCUUCACGGUUUGACUCACUGUCAUCGCACGAACCAGAGCCAAAUAGCUCAUCUCCAUGUCUUGAUAAGAGACAAAUUGAUUUAAUUCAGGAGAAGGCUCGCGGUCGGUUCGGAACCGUAUGGCAGGGUCAAAUGAAAGCCGAGGAGGUAGCUGUGAAGAUAUUCCCCAUGCAAGAUAAGGAAUCUUGGCAGAAGGAACAGGAUAUCUAUAAGCUUCCUCGACUGAAACAUCCAAACAUACUAGAAUUCAUCGGUGCUGAAAAACACAUGCAAGACUUUUGGAUCAUUACUGCUUAUCACAGCAACGGAUCGCUUUGUGACUAUCUCAAAUCCCACACAAUCACCUGGAUGGAAUUAUGCAAAAUUGCAGAGUCGAUGGCACGUGGUUUGAUGCAUUUGCACGAAGAGAUCGGAGGUGGGACCAAAGGUGACGAUCUAAAGCCAGCCAUUGCACAUCGUGACUUCAAAAGUAAAAACGUUUUAUUGAAAGAUGACUUAACGGCGUGCAUUGCUGAUUUCGGUUUAGCGAUGAUUUUCGAACCAGGAAAACCGUGCGGUGAUACGCAUGGUCAAGUGGGGACAAGACGCUAUAUGGCACCUGAAGUUUUAGAGGGCGCUAUUAAUUUUACACGAGAUGCAUUUUUGAGAAUCGAUGUUUAUGCUUGUGGUUUAGUACUAUGGGAAAUGGUUUCAAGAUGUGACGCUCAUGGUGGAUCAGUUGCAGAAUACACAUUACCAUUUGAAUCGGAGUUGGGACCUCAUCCAACCCUUGAACAGAUGCAAGAGAAUGUAGUUAUGAAGAAAUUGCGACCGAGAAUCAAUGAAAAAUGGAGAACGCAUGCGGGUCUUAGUGCAAUAUGUGAUACAAUGGAAGAAUGUUGGGAUCAUGAUGCCGAAGCGAGAUUGUCAUCGUCAUGCGUGAUGGAGCGCGUUUCUCAGCACAAUCGCUACCCCACAACACCGCUUCUGAUCGAAACCAAUACGGAUACUCCAGUUAAAGAUUCCUCAUAUAGUAUAUAGGACGAUUUAAGAUUUAAGAAUAUAAAGAAUUUCAGUGCAGACUUUUUUUUUAAGUAGAAGAAACCAGGAAGGUAAUGAGAACCUAGAAAUCAAUACAACAGAAUAUAUUUAGGAGGAAUAGUGCAGGAAGCAAAAGUAACCAGAAAAUGUUAAAGAGAUUCGUAGGGUGGUGAAAAGGUUGAAGUUUAUUGAGAAAUGUUGAUGAUUUUUAACAGUGAAUAGAAUUAUAAAGAACAAAUAACAAUGAUAACAAUUGUCUUGUUUUAGGACGAAAAGACGCAUGUGUAUUUUGAUGGUAGGAUUGUUUGUGUUUGACAGUUAUCUUCCGGAAUUUCAGACUGUUCUAUCGUUAAUUAUUGGGUUGCAUUGCUAAACCUCAUUUUUAAGACACGAAAAAAAACAGAAAAAACUGCUGAGGCCAAAUACAAUUCUUGAUUAAAUAGAAUUUCGUAGAUUCUCUCAGUAACAAACAAAAAUCUCAACAAUGGAGUAAAUCAUGCAAAUGCCAAUUUUUACUGGACCUGAUUAAUUUUACAAAGUACAUAAUUUAUUUAUUAACGGAUCAACACAACAACUUAUAUUUAAAAUAGUAACAAAUAGACUUGCCUUAGUGUCAAAAUACCGUUGUUGAAUGAAGGAAAUUAGAAGAUGAAAAUUGAAAGUUUUUAUAUUGUCUAUGGAGAUGGAGGGAGUGAAGAGUAUUAAAGAAAUUGAACAAAAAAAAGAAAAGAAGGAUUUAUUUUUCUCAACCACAAUUAUUCAAUAUCUUGUUUACUGUAUAAACUUUCUAUUAUUGAAUAUAUGCGUAAUAUGUUUGUUUGUUCGCUAUUUACAUUUAAACACAGGAAAAUAGACACAAGAAUUUCAUAUCGAAGCGAAAUAUGUUAGUAUAUUUUUUAUGAGUAACUAAAACUGUUGUAUUUACGAAAGCGAUAUUUUUGUAUAUAGAUCCACUAUAAAUAAGCGUAAGACGUAAAUAACAUAAGGGUUUCUUCCGCGCGCUCCCCCGGGGGGCAGUAAAACUUGAUGAGUAGACAGUGGAAUUGUAUUUGGCCGAAAUGGAAAGUUUGUGACGGUUGAAAGUCACUGAAAACUUCACUUGUUGAGUUAUCGAAUUUUUACCAAAGUCUCGUGACAGUUCAACUUGCAUUUCAUGUUUUUAUAAUUCUUCCGUUUUAAUUUAACUUUCUUCCAGACUAAGGGAGAAAAUGUUGUAAUUUUUAGGAGUGCUAAACGUAUUUUUAAAAACAUUGACUAGAAGAUAGUAGGACAUAACACAUAUUUUAGAGAUAAUUAAUGACUGCCAUUUGUUGAGCGAGAGACGAAAUUUUUGUUUUUCCGUUCAAAAACAAGAACGUGCAAGCGGAAAAGUAGGAGUGAAAACUAAAAUUUUAGAUAGUUAAGUGCGAAUAUGCUAAAUAGAGACUAACAUAACCUGCAAUACGAUAAACAAGAACCGAGGAUGAGAGUAAGGAAUAGGAAAAUAUUAAAACAGAAAAGGAGAAAAUAAUACAGUAAUCAGUAAUUUAUACACCCCCAAUAUAUUGUCAUCUAGUUGUAGUGGUUAGAUGUUAAUUGUAAUGUUUUUUUUUCUUUAUUUUUUCUCUCUCUUAAGAUUGUAACGUUUAACAUAAGACUAGGAACCACUAAACAAAGAAAUAGGGAAAGUUAUGGUCAAUUCAAUGCACGACCGACUUUCUUACGAUCUUAGACGAUAUGAGAUGAAAACGAUAAGACUUUAUUGCAUAUUUUUUGAUAUAUAUGUGCCAAAACUUCGAAGCGAAUGCAAAGCAAAUGAGAAAAAAAAAAUAUAGAAAUAGAAUACAAAAACAAGAAAUAGAACAAGUAUAAAAACAAAUUAGUAAAAACAAAAAUAUGUGUAAUUACCCCUGAUUUAUGAAAGUAACGAAUAGGUCAGAGAAGAUUUGAAAUAUAUUAUGAACUAUUGAAAAAACAAAA